CGUCUAAAUGAUCCCGUCUCUUGAAAUCACUCAAAUUCCGAUAUGCCUUGAAGUUGAGUCAGGAGUUUUAUGGAAUCAGCGGACCAUACAUAGGAGGAGAUUUUUCUAUAACAAGAAGGCAAAAGAACUCAAUUCAGAGGAAAUGAAUGAAGAGCUGUGGGACAGGAGUAACCAACUUGCCUUGUUUGAUAAUCUUCUUUGGUGCAAGGACUUGGAGAAACACUCUUAUGGUGAUUUGUCUUUUGCUGUGGUUCAAGCCAAUGAAGUUAUAGAGGACCAUAGCCAGGUUGAGAUUGGAAGAGAUGCCACCUUUUUUGGAGUAUAUGAUGGUCAUGGUGGACCUGAGGCCUCUAGAUUCAUUUGUGACCAUUUGUUUCUUCAUGUGAUGAGGCUUGCCCGAGAAAAUGGUGCCAUCUCUGAGGAUAUUCUUAGAAGCGCUUUUUCUGCAACCGAGGAUGGUUUUCUUACUCUUGUGCGUAGGACAUGUGGAAUAAAACCGCUAAUUGCAGCAAUAGGGUCCUGUUGCCUAGUUGGAAUUAUUUGGAGGGGAACAUUAUAUGUUGCUAAUGUGGGUGAUUCUCGAGCUGUAAUUGGUUCUUUAGGUAGGUCAAAUAAGAUAGUUGUUGAGCAAUUAACAAGGGAUCAUAAUGCAAGUAUGGAGGAGGUCAGACAAGAACUCAAGUCAUUGCAUCCAGAUGACUCGCAUAUUGUAGUUAUGAAGCAUGGAGUAUGGCGUAUCAAAGGCAUAAUUCAGGUAUCUAGAUCCAUUGGUGAUGCAUACUUGAAGCAGCCAGAGUUUUCUCUUGACCCUUCGUUUCCACGAUUCCACCUCCCUGAGCCAAUCCGCCGACCUGUGCUGACAGCAGAACCAUCCGUUUGCUCACGUGUUUUACAGCGUAAUGACAAGUUUCUCAUUUUUGCAUCUGAUGGGCUGUGGGAGCACUUGACAAACCAGGAAGCAGCUGAGAUCGUUCAUAAUAAUCCACGAUAUGGAGCUGCCAGAAGACUUCUUGAAACAGCUUUAAAUGUAGCUGCUAGGAAAAGGGAUAUGAGCUACGAUGAUUUGAAGAAAAUCGAAAAGGGAGUUAGACGAUUUUUCCAUGAUGAUAUUACAGUGGUUGUCAUCUUCAUAGACCAUGAUUUGCCAGAGAAGAUGAUCAUGUUACCUGAGCUUUCAAUGCGAGGGUUCAUCGACGCUGUUGGACCUUCAAAAUUCAGCAUCCUCCAAGGGCUCGACACAAAUGCCAGGUCCUAUGUCUGAAACAACGCAACCAAUUCACUUGAAAUGCUCAUUUUGGUCAUGGAUAAGGACGUUUCAGUAUCUAUCCAAUAUUUUUGCAACAUUUUAUUGUCGUUUCUUUCGAUCUUUUCAUAUCCUGAUUCAAUGUCCAGUUAAGUUUUUAUUUUGUGUGUAAACUGAAAGACUACUAGGAAAAAGUAACCAAAGGUUUUGUAUUUUUUAAAAGAAAUUGGAAAGUUUAUAUGAUAUUUUAUCAAUGUAUUUUAAUCAUAA
Mangifera indica (mango) is the source of this 1513-nucleotide messenger RNA. Its product is annotated as probable protein phosphatase 2C 68. Lineage: Eukaryota; Viridiplantae; Streptophyta; Magnoliopsida; Sapindales; Anacardiaceae. Gene Ontology annotation, molecular function: cation binding; protein serine/threonine phosphatase activity. The record is from RefSeq and is a predicted model, not a curated record. The transcript has 6 exons. The coding region runs from base 8 to 1261 and encodes 417 amino acids. Gene Ontology annotation, biological process: protein dephosphorylation.